This is a messenger RNA of Anisakis simplex (herring worm), 393 nucleotides long. The record is from the annotation of a GenBank genome assembly. NCBI's taxonomy places the organism in Eukaryota, Metazoa, Nematoda, Chromadorea, Rhabditida, Anisakidae.
AUGCUCGAGGAUGGUCUUCGUGUAUUGGUGCCGUACGAGUUGGUGGAUAUUGGUGCAAAUUUAACUCACCCGUCAUUUCAAGACGAUUUGCCCGAUGUGUUGCUGCGCGCUAAACAAGCGGGCCUAUCAAAAAUAAUGAUAACUGGUACGUCGGUAAAGCACAGUGAAGAGGCGCGUGAUUUGGCAGCACUGCAUAAGGGCUUUCUCUACUUUACCGCUGGUGUUCAUCCACAUGAUGCAAAGGAAUUCGAUGCGGAUACGUUGACUGCGCUGAGGCAGUUACAAGCGGAUCCAAACUGUGUGGCCGUUGGAGAGUGUGGUUUGGAUUUCAAUCGGAACUUUUCUCCACAGGACCAACAACUUGCAGUUUUUGAAGAACAGGUGAGGUUUUGA